Molecule: messenger RNA, 1038 nt
Organism: Drepanopeziza brunnea f. sp. 'multigermtubi' MB_m1
Lineage: Eukaryota; Fungi; Ascomycota; Leotiomycetes; Helotiales; Drepanopezizaceae
Source: RefSeq, a predicted model, not a curated record
AUGGCCGAAAAUACCGAAAACCUUCUUAAGAUUUCUAACAUCGAAGUCGGCGCAGAAUCACUUCUCUUUUCGUCAAAAUCCUUUGAAUUUAUUAAAUCUUUUAGUCGUAUUCUUAUAAGCUUCGGACUAUCCUUAUUUUACUUCGACCUUCAACUUGAACUUUUACCGCUACUUCUAUCGGAAACACUUGCUUCGGAAAUGCCUCUUAAAAUAAACACCGGUCUUAAGAUCUAUACCAUUCCUCUUCCUUUUGCUCCUCUUGCUCCUUCAUUAAGCUUUGCGCUAGUUAUAGUCGACUUUGCUAUCCUUCACGCUUUUAUAAUUACUCGCAUGCUAUUACUAAGCGCUUUAAGAGCUCUUUGCUUUAGUAAUACUAACAUCACCGACUUCAUCGAGAACAAGACCGAACAAAGCCGCUUAUUCUUCUUCGGAUUGCUCGUCGGAAUCCGAAACAAAACGAUCAAGUAUUAUAAAGUCGACGAACUCGACUUAGACUUUUAUACCGCCUUCGAUGACUUCGCUGCAUUCGCUUUUAAGACCGACCAAAGCGCUAAGACUAUCGAAGUUAUAAAUCGAAAAAAGUCUUUUUUAGCUAACUUUACUAAAGAUAUUCGGACUUUAGUUAAAGAACACACGGAGCUAGCUAGCGUUCUUAAGUCUGUUAAGAAAGCCUUAGUAGUAAUGCCGUUUACUCGUGAACUACGGUUUACGAUGCGAUCUAUAAUCGAAUUGAUUACUUCGAAGACUAAGUCGCUAACUCAACUUCCCGACGCUUUAUUCAAUCUUAAUUUUAAGUUCGAUUCGAAGACCGCGACGAAGCCUUUACUAAAUAUACCGCUUAAGAUGCUCGAAAUAAAGUCAGCUUCGAAAGAGGAGUUCAGAUUGCUGCUAUCGACUACGGAUUACAAGGACGAAGAAAAAGAAAAAGUAGAAGAUACGAGAGCUAAAUGCAAGAUUAUAGCUUUUGCGAGAACUCCGAAGACACAACUUAAGCUUCUUAUUAAUACCGGGAUAAGUAUAAGGCCUUCAAAGACAUAG